AUGGCAGCACCCAGGGCCGAGGAGCUUCAGCCUUCCACAAUUUCCUUAUGGCGUAUCGCGUUAAAGACCGGCAUCAGUGAGCAAAUUAUCAACCACAAAUACCUAGGCUCCGGCACGGAAGAUGACCCAUAUGUUGUUUGCUGGCCUGCCGACGACCAGCUCAAUCCAUUCGCCUUCAGCAAAUCCUCGAAAUGGACCAUCACGAUCAUUGUUUCGCUUGCAACUCUAGCGGUUUCCCUCAUCUCCUCUGCCUAUACGGGAGGGCUGGUGGAGGUUGUCAAAUCCCUUCAUACAAGUCAGGAGCUCUCAUUGUUGGGUGUGUCUGUGUUUGUUGUCGGUUUUGCUGUUGGCCCUCUUCUGUGGGCACCGCUGAGUGAAACAUACGGACGUCGUCCCUUAUUUCUCAUGAACGCGAUCGCUUUGACAGCUUUUACAGCUGGUGCAGCCGCUGCGCCAAACAUACAAUCUCUCAUCAUCUUUCGGUUUCUUGCUGGUAGCUUGGGAUCAGCGCCAAUGGCCAUUUCUGGUGGCGUGAUCGCCGAUACUUUUCCAGCUGUCGAGAGAGGGUUUGCGGCUGGUUUGUAUGCAGGUGCACCAUUCAUGGGACCAGCCCUUGGACCAGUUAUUGGAGGCUUUUUGGCCCAGGAGGCAGGUUGGCGCGCGGUGGAAUGGCUCUUGGUAGCAUUGUCGGGUACUAUACUGCUAGCCAUGUACCUAUUCCUACCCGAGACAUAUGCGCCGGUCCUAUUGCGACAACGGGCCCAGGCCCUCUCAAAGAUUACUGAUUGCGUGUACCGCAGCAAAGUGGACAUGGAACAAGGGAAGCCACCUAUGACCAAAAUAUUGAGCGUCGCCCUAUCACGGCCAUGGGUCUUGCUCUUUUGUGAGCCAAUCGUGCUAUUGUUAUCUUUGUAUCUCGCUAUUAUCUAUGGUACACUGUAUAUGUUCUUGGCAGCAUAUCCGAUUGUCUUUGGAGAGGUUCGUGGAUGGGACGAGGGUACCACAGGCCUAACAUUUCUUGGAGUCAUGGUUGGGAUUAUGUGUGCCACUGUGUAUACAAUCCCCAUGUAUCAACGGUACAAAAAAAAGUCCCUACAGUCAAAAGGCCAUCUAUCACCGGAGGAUCGUCUACCGGACGCAUUCUUAGGAGCCAUUGCCCUUCCUGUGGGUCUUUUCUGGUUUGCAUGGACUAAUUCCCCGUCUAUUCACUGGAUGGUUCCCAUCACCGCAGGAAUUCCAUUUGGGUUUGGAAUGGUGACGGUAUUCCUUGCUGUUUUGAACUACCUCGUCGAUGCCUAUGCCAUCUAUGCCGCUUCCGUGUUGGCAGCAAAUUCUAUGUUGCGAUCUUUGUUUGGGGCUGCCUUGCCGCUCUUCACAAGCUACAUGUAUAGGGGUCUGGGUAUUCAUUGGGCCUCUUCAAUUCCAGCAUUUCUUGCGCUAGCGUGUCUUCCGAUGCCAUUUUUAAUCUAUCGUUAUGGUUCCCGGAUUCGUGAGCGCAGUCACUAUGCCGCUGAAGCCAGUGCCAUCAUGAAACGAUAUCUGGAAACAGCUGAGAUGGAGUCAGAAACCAAGCAGCAGACGUGA
This is a messenger RNA of Penicillium hordei, 1584 nucleotides long. Its product is annotated as MFS transporter. Gene Ontology annotation, molecular function: transmembrane transporter activity. Lineage: Eukaryota; Fungi; Ascomycota; Eurotiomycetes; Eurotiales; Aspergillaceae. The transcript has a single exon. Gene Ontology annotation, biological process: transmembrane transport. The coding region runs from base 1 to 1584 and encodes 527 amino acids. The record is from RefSeq and is a predicted model, not a curated record.